UUCAAACAGUUGAUUUAUUUUCCUGCAGGAGUGCGAGCGAGAGAGACCAGGACACGGAUAUUAGGCACAGGGAAUCCGCAACACUUCCACAGAGUGAUUAUAGAAAUCUGCGCCUUUUUCCCCAUCGCGCGCCUCCGCGGACUUGCGCGUAAAGACAAUCAAUGAAGGAGAGAAGAUCGGUUCAGAAACUAUUGCAGUCCGGUAUGGAUCCGAGUCAGAGCGUCAAAUGUAAGAUCGUGGUCGUGGGGGACAGUCAAUGUGGGAAAACCGCUCUGCUCCACGUUUUCGCCAAGGACUGUUUCCCGGAGAAUUAUGUGCCCACAGUGUUCGAGAAUUACACCGCAAGUUUUGAGAUUGACAAGCAGAAAAUAGAGCUCAGCCUGUGGGACACUUCAGGUUCCCCGUAUUACGACAAUGUCAGACCUCUCUCGUACCCAGACUCUGAUGCCGUCAUCAUAUGCUUUGACAUCAGCCGACCAGAAACCCUGGAUAGCGUCUUAAAGAAGUGGAAAGGAGAGAUCCAGGAGUUUUGUUCCAACACAAAGAUGCUGCUCGUCGGAUGCAAGUCGGACCUCCGAACGGACCUCACGACUUUAGUGGAACUGUCUAAUCACAGACAGACGCCUGUAUCAUAUGACCAGGGUUCAGCUAUGGCUAAGCAGAUAUCGGCACCUUAUAUAGAAUGUUCUGCAGUACAGUCGGAGAAUAGCGUGCGGGACAUUUUCCAUGUCGCAACGUUGGCUUGUGUAAAUCCGAACAACAAAAACCUCAAGCGCAACAAAUCCGCUCUCUCCACCAAACGCAUUUCGCAUAUGCCCAGUCGGCCUGACCUGGCUGCCGUGGCAACAGACCUACGCAAAGACAAAGCAAAGAGCUGCACGGUCAUGUAAUGCGAACUUGCAUGGGGGAAAAGAUGCAUUCUGGGAAUAGGCAAGGGUGGACUGUGAAAAGAAGAAAGGUCUGGAAUUGCCUCCAAAUGCAAAGCAAAUGUUUGAGGAUUCCUGAUGUCAACCCAUAGUACUGCCCCAACCAUCCCUUCUAAACUUAGCUACUCAGCAAGAGGAUGUCUCCACCCUCUCGACCAAUGGGAGGCCUUCCUUCCGACUCCUGGAAGUGCUUUCUCUCUGCAAGGUUGCAUCAGGAAGCUGAGCUGCCUGCAGGAAAUGAAGGAGGAAGUUGAAUCACAUAACCAUUGAGUCCAGAGUUCCGCUGAGCUUUGGUUCACUGCUAUUUUUAAAACUGUUUAAGAGAAAAGAUGUUUUGAUCGUCGUACAGACCAGAUUGACUGAACUGUGAAGGGGAAGACUGCUUCUGAAAUGUGGAUAAAGGAAACUCUUCCGUUGGAAAUGGAAGAGAGUAUCACUGUGGUUGCGGAUCACUUCCUUCUUCGAUCCUCAGUUUUGGUCUGUUGUUGCUUCUGUAGAGCGAGAGCACAAGUUUGUGUGUGCAUGGGUUUUCAUUUUCUUAUGCUAAGCUCAGCUAAAGCUGUCACCAUGGAUACACCAGCUGGUAUAUUUGAACUCGCACUGUUUUCUGCAGAACUCCUCAUAAUCACAUUACACUUCAUUAGAAUUCAGAAACUGAAAAACCAAAGAGCUGGAAGAUUUACAAGUCCAAUGACUCAACACUCAAUGUUCUGGAGGGCGUGAUGGAUGUGAAUUAGAGGGCUUGUGGUAGAUCAGAGAAAAUAUUUUCCCGGUUCCGCUUGUCUGUGCAGAUUGGGUAAAUGCAAGUACAAAUACGACCUUUGAGAUUUGAAUGGAUCGAUUUAUUGAUGGUGUCUGGCAUUUGUUUAUUCCUUAAAGGAGCGUUCUUACUGACUCUGAAAAGAUGCAGGGAGUGGGGUGGUCAAAUUAUGCAAUUUAUCAACCUGAAUAUUAAUUACGUGACAUGAUGUUCCCCCAUUAGUCCCUGUGACGGAUUUGCUUAAAAGCAGAAUUUGUUAAAUAGAUGUUACGAUUGCCAAUUAUCAUUUUUGCAUUGUCACCGCAACAGUUUGCGUUUGGCCGUAAAGUUGUAGUAGCCAACUACAAUUUUAUGCUUUGUACUCUUAAAAUUAAACUCUGUAAAUAUAAUGUUUUUUCCGAAGUCGGGAGAACGAAUUAGAAUUAUUGAUUUUCAGUCAGCGACGGAGUUCAAUUCAGCGGCGUUAAUGCGAAUGCGCAGUUAUGCGCAAUCCAAGAAGGAACGCCUACAACAGUGACCUCCAGUGGUUUAAUCUCUGUCAGUGUGAACGCCCCAUAGGAAUAAACGACACUAUUGCAGUAACGAAUGAUUGUUGAACACUAUCAUCAUGGCACAAAAGUAGCUUUUCAUCGUGAACUGUAGUUAUCAUAAAGCGUAAUGUGAAAAUUUGUGCCUUUUCCGACAUCUGUGAAGUUCUUUUAAGCACAAUUGUUAAAAUAAUGAUUAAAUAAUCAAAUAUCAAACUGAAGAUCAGAUUAGAUUUGUGCUUUUCUCUGCCCAGUCCAACAAAAAAGAAAUUGACUUCUGAGGAAGUGUACGACAAAAUUGUUUUUUCCCCCCUCUCUCGCUCUCUCUCCUAUUCCCUAUCUGCUCCCAAACAAACACAUACAAAUGUGUUACUCAAAAUAUCAUCUUGCAGAGCCAUGAGAGAAGAUGCAUUCCAACUUUGUUUGUUGUAGCGAACUGCAAGAUUGUCUAAACAAAAUUUGCAUAAGUAUGAAGCUAGCUACAGUCAUUCGCUGCAUGAUUAUAGCUGCACUCUUAUUUCAAACUUUGAAAACAUAAACAAAAAGCUGUCUUUUUUACAUUUGCAUAAUUUUUUCCAAUGGUUCAGAUCAUUUUCUUGACUUUUUCAAAACACAGGCAGUAUUAAACAAAUGUUGUGUAUGUGAUGAUAAAAAAACGUUUCCUAAUGUAGGAUGUCUGUAAUUUUGUUUUAAUACUUUGUGUGUUGAGGUCCAUUUAUGUCUGUUUUUGUUGAUGUAGACAUACUAUUUAUUGAAUUAUAUAUUUUUCCCGUAAAAAUAAAUCCAAAAAUAAAUAAACUUUUUUUUUUUUUUAAUAUGAAAUGUGUUUUUAUUGCUGCCAUUAUGGGG
Xyrauchen texanus (razorback sucker) is the source of this 3062-nucleotide messenger RNA. Its product is annotated as rho-related GTP-binding protein RhoE-like. Gene Ontology annotation, molecular function: GTP binding; GTPase activity. Lineage: Eukaryota; Metazoa; Chordata; Actinopteri; Cypriniformes; Catostomidae. The record is from RefSeq and is a predicted model, not a curated record. The transcript is spliced from 5 exons. The coding region runs from base 162 to 890 and encodes 242 amino acids. Gene Ontology annotation, biological process: small GTPase-mediated signal transduction.